Pangasianodon hypophthalmus (striped catfish) is the source of this 3831-nucleotide messenger RNA. It is a transcript of the gene edem1, whose product is annotated as ER degradation enhancer, mannosidase alpha-like 1. Gene Ontology annotation, cellular component: endoplasmic reticulum; membrane. The record is from RefSeq and is a predicted model, not a curated record. NCBI's taxonomy places the organism in Eukaryota, Metazoa, Chordata, Actinopteri, Siluriformes, Pangasiidae. The coding region runs from base 169 to 2049 and encodes 626 amino acids. Gene Ontology annotation, molecular function: calcium ion binding; mannosyl-oligosaccharide 1,2-alpha-mannosidase activity. Gene Ontology annotation, biological process: mannose trimming involved in glycoprotein ERAD pathway; endoplasmic reticulum mannose trimming; carbohydrate metabolic process. The transcript is spliced from 12 exons.
GACAGUCGAGGAGGGCUGGGUUUGUUGACAGGAACUGUGACGGUGCGUUUGAAAAGCUUAAAGGAAAAAAGUGGAAGGAGGUUACGGCACUCAGUUUUCGCUUCGAAACGUCGAAAACUCACCACCGUCGACGUGAAUUAUGACUCUGACGGCCGCCGUCAAGCAAAGAUGCAAUGGAGGUCAAUAGUAGUGGGUCUUCUUGUGCUGCGUGUGGCCCUGAACUGCAUCCUGUGGCUCGCGUUUGGACUCGGACCCAGCUGGGGCUUUCACUUCCCGCUGCAGUUCAGCUUCAACCUGCACAAACACACUGAGCCUGCGACCGAUGGAGAGCAGAGGACCAGCAGCUGGUCACAGCGUGUGUACGAAAACAGGGACCAUCCGGUAGGAACCUGCUCAAAGAUCAGCGAGAACACGCCGAAGAAGUCUUACCUCAGCUUCUUUAAGGCUAGCAGAGACGAGUAUGACAGGAAGUAUGGCUCUUUUCCUGACGCCCUCAAGAUUAAAAUGAAGGCAAUGGCCAGGGACAUGUUCUACUUCGGCUAUGACAACUACAUGAAAUACGCCUUUCCUGAAGACGAGCUUAACCCCAUCGACUGUGAGGGCAGAGGACCAGACGUGCUAAACCCGUCAAACAUCAACAUCAAUGACGUGCUUGGCAACUACUCCCUGACACUAAUUGACACUCUUGAUACUCUGUUGGUGCUUGGGAAUGUGUCCGAGUUUCAUCGCGCUGUCAAGCUGGUUAUUGACACUGUCAGCUUUGACAAGGAUUCCACAGUGCAAGUGUUUGAGGCCAACAUCAGAAUCCUGGGCAGUCUAAUCUCGGCUCACAUUCUUCUGACCGAUCCCCGGCACCCGUUCGGAGAUGUGGGGCUGGAAGAUUACGAUAAUGAGCUGCUACAUCUGGCCCAUGACCUGGCUGUGCGGCUGCUACCUGCCUUCGAGAACACCAGCACUGGCAUCCCUUACCCCAGGGUGAAUCUGAAAAGCGGCGUGCCUCCUGACAGCAUAAACGAGACGUGCACAGCAGGUGCAGGAUCUCUUCUGGUUGAGUUUGGCAUCCUAAGCCGCCUGCUUGGCGACUCCACGUUUGAGUGGGUGGCGAGGAGGGCUGUCCGAGCUCUCUGGAACCUGAGGAGCAACCAAACAGGGCUGCUGGGGAAUGUGGUGAACAUCCAGACGGGUCAAUGGGUUGGGAAGCAAAGCGGCCUGGGCGCAGGCAUGGACUCGUUCUAUGAAUACCUGCUGAAGUCUUACAUCCUCUUUGGAGAAAAAGAAGACUACAAGAUGUUCAUGGCUGCUUACGAGAGCAUUCAGAGCCACUUGAGGAGAGGGAGAGAGGCUUGUAAUGAAGGAGAAGGUGACCCUCCUCUUUACGUAAAUGUGAACAUGUUUAAUGGACAGAUCAUGAACACCUGGAUCGAUUCUCUUCAGGCAUUUUUUCCUGGCCUGCAGGUUUUAAAUGGAGAUGUGGAAAACGCCAUUUGUCUCCAUGCCUUCUACUAUGCAAUCUGGAGGCGUUUCGGGGCAUUGCCGGAAAGGUACAACUGGCAGCUGCAGGCUCCAGAUGUACUCUUUUACCCUUUAAGACCCGAGCUAGUUGAGUCUACAUACCUGCUAUAUCAGGCCACCAAGAAUCCUUUCUAUUUACAUGUCGGCAUGGACAUACUUCAGAGCCUUGAGAAGAAUACCAAAGUCAAAUGUGGCUAUGCCACACUCCAUCAUGUCGUAGACAAGUCCAAGGAGGACCGCAUGGAGAGUUUCUUUCUCAGUGAGACCUGUAAAUACCUGUACCUGCUCUUUGAUGAAGACAACCCUCUGCACAAGUCGGGGAGCAAAUACAUUUUCACAACAGAAGGUCACGUAGUGCCUAUAGACCCCCGCUUUAGGCAGAAAAGCUGGGAAGAACAGGUCCCAUGUAAGGAGUUCACCAAGGAACCUCCAGCCAACAUCAGCAAUUGCGAGCGGAUCCCUGAGGAGCGCCGCUAUGGUCUUCCCCUGAAGAGUGUGUACAUGAGACAGAUUGACCACAUGGUUGGCCUUUCGUGACCUCACCACCAUCAGCUGGAGUUUAGUAUAAAAUAUCAACCCUCUGGAGAGGUUUAGCAGUGUGGCUGUCCAAACUGAGAACUUUUUUUUUUUUUUUUUAAAUUAUUGUUUGUUUGCACAAGAACCUCACAGAAUGCAUUUAACAGCUCAAUGGUCCAGCACCUUUACCUUGUGCUGAUCGGUUAGUCUGCUUAAACCUUACUGUUACUGCGUUCAGUGCAAGAUUCUUUUACAAGGAGACACUUCAGGGGAUGUGACAUAAACCAGUACAUUUCCUCAAUAAUUUUAACAUUUGUUAAUAGUGAAUUGGCAUAAAGUUUGACCAGUUGGUAUUUUACAAAUUAGGCUGCAUUCCACUCCUUAACACACUUUUGUCAACUUCACUCUUACCAUUUCCCCUUCUGUCACCUCCUCGAGGGCCAUUCCAGUAGUUUAUCUCAAGUGAAGUGGGAGAAUUAAUUCCCUGGCAGUCUGAGGGAUCAUCACUCACCAUCAGUGUAGUCUUCAGCUCACCCGUUGUUCUUUUCAAACAUGCAAAUCAAACUAGUUAGAAAGAUACCUGACUCUAUACAUAGAGCUGUAAAGAGUAUUGCAAGAAGCUCAUCAUGUAAUUUAGGUUACACACUUCUGACUCAUGAGGGGAAGUGUCUCAUGAGGCGAGAGUGUGAUUAAGAACAUUAUUUGUAGCAUUGUAGCUCUGUAAGUUCGUUUCCAACGUUUGAUUUAGUGUAAAAAAUCUUUAUUCAGGGCUGACUGGUGCUCUAGGAGCAGCAGUGUUCUUAUUCCAUGAUUUAUAACCAGUAUUUCAGUGCCAAAUUUUUAUUGUUGCAACGGACCCUGGACAAUUUUGUUGCAUUUUGUUGAGCUUGUCGUUUGCUUCCUCAUGAGUACCCGGUCUUAGCUUGAGCUUCCUGUUCAGAUAUUCUGAAAAGCUUGCACCAUGUGCCUUCCAGAAACAUGCAGCGAAUGAAACUGUUUACAAGACCUUCAUUCACUCAGCAAUACCUUGUUAUUCUGUGCUCUUGCUGAUGAAUUUUAGUUUGCGUUGUGUUGCAGUGCCACAGCACAGACAAGAUUAACUUUUUUUUUUCCACUGCAGCCAAUUGCGUGUCUUUUACCCUUACCCCAUAUUAUAUUUCUUUUGCACUGCUGCUAAUAAUUUAGUGACUUUUUUUUUUUUUUUGUCCAAAGUCUCACUCAUAUUCAUGAUGAUGGAAUAGCCACGUCAUGGGGCGAGUGUGUGCCUUAUACAACUCGGAAUCUCUGGAUAGUCCUCAGGAUCAACUUUUUUUCAUUAUGUAUUCAUACGAUAAUAUUUGUUAUCAAAGACUGGUGUGAAUGUUGUGUGAAAGAUGAUUAACAGAAACUGUGUGAUAACGAGCAAGUAUUGGUAAAGACGUCAAGGUUUGUACUGAUGUGUGAUUUCUGAACAAAGCCAUAUAACAGGAUUUUGGGUUUUCUUAAGGGGCUAUCGAUCAACACUUGCUCAGAGAAUUGAACUUCUCUGAUGUUGUAAAUGGACUUUUAUCUUGAUUGAUUUUAUUUGAUUUACUUAAUGGUUGAUUUCAUUGUAAUGAUUCCAGGACCAUCUCUGAAUGGCGUGAUGGACUACAUAUGUGAAAAAAUAAUAUGUGAUGGAAUUCAUAUGUUAUGUUUCAAACUGAAUUGAUUAAAUGUGCAAUGAGAAGUUUUAAGGGCUCAAGAGUUCCUGAAACUGACAUGACACUGAGUUUUAUUAAUUUCAAAAAUGUUAUUAAUUAAAAAACAAUGAUUAUAGAACAA